This is a messenger RNA of Synchiropus splendidus (mandarinfish), 6894 nucleotides long. It is a transcript of the gene tspan9a, whose product is annotated as tetraspanin 9a. The transcript has 7 exons. The record is from RefSeq and is a predicted model, not a curated record. Gene Ontology annotation, cellular component: membrane. Lineage: Eukaryota; Metazoa; Chordata; Actinopteri; Syngnathiformes; Callionymidae. Bases 658 to 1683 code for a protein of 341 amino acids.
GAAUGCCCGUUAGUUGUGUCUGCCGAGAGCAGAGCAUCAGCCAGAGUGCGGCUGCAGGGAGAGGAGAGCACUGCGGAGGAGUGAGCGGCUGAGAAGUGAAUGAGAGAAGACAGGCAAACAAGAGGAGGCAGCGCCAGUGACCACAGGAGAGGAGAGCACAUUAGUGCAUGUUCAAACAGCUCAGAGAGCAGCAGUGGAGAGCAAAGUGAGGAGGAGAGAAAACUUACCAGGUCAGCAAGAGAGCGUGGAGAAGUAGAGCAGCUGAGACUCAACGGGGUCUCACUCCCACCGGCUCAGCAGAAAGAGAGUGAAUUUUCAAGAGGACGGAUUUCUGGAACUUUUUCCUGGGAAGACGAUGAAGAUCCUGUCAAAACAGUGAUGCUUCUGCUCGGAUCCUUCAGCACAGCUCCUUCCGGAUUAUCAAAGCUUGAAGAGAGAGUGAAGCCUGAUCGGUGCACUUGAUACUUUUGGCACAUUGGGAUCAAGCGCGUGCUCUGAAGUGAACGGCGCGUUGUUCUCGGGAGCUUUUUUUAUGUUUGUGAUUCAUAGUUUGAAGAGGGGGCGACUUGGAGGACGAGCUGCACUGUCCUGUCAUCACUGAGACUAUGUUAGACUCUGCGUCAGGGGGACUUUCAUCAGCAGCCGCAGCCCUAGAGCAUGGAGAAGUCCAGCAGUGAGGAGUCAGCCAUACACCGCAGCCCUUCCGUAGAUAGCCGAGACUCUGAUUUCCCUCAAGCGUCCACGUCUGGCUGCCCCUUUGGUGGCCGCGGCUUCACUGCCGGUGCCUUCUACGGCUCCACGGGGCCACGCAAAGACGCACAGCAGGCACAGGCUGCCCCGGCUGCUGACGCUGGCGCCGGAGACAAGAGCAACAACAAGUACACCUCUCCGAAAGGCAGCAAAUACGUGGUCUUUUACCUGGAUCUAUCCUUUGUGUUCCUCUUAGAAUUCAAGAAGUGCAACAUGGCCAGAGGCUGCCUGUGCUGUUUGAAGUAUUUGAUGUUCAUCUUUAAUCUCAUCUUCUGGCUAUGCGGCUGCGGGUUGCUCGGCGUGGGCAUCUGGCUGUCCGUGUCGCAGGGCAGUUUCGCCACCUUCUCGCCCUCAUUCCCUUCACUCUCAGCUGCCAACAUGGUCAUCGCCAUUGGUGCCAUCGUCAUGGUGACGGGCUUUCUCGGUUGCCUGGGUGCCAUCAAGGAGAACAAGUGCCUGCUUCUAAGUUUCUUCAUUGUCCUUCUGAUAAUUCUCCUGGCGGAGCUGAUAUUAGUCACCCUCUUCUUUGUGUACACAGAUAAGGUGAGUGAAAACGCCAAGAAGGACCUGAAGGACGGCUUGGCUCUCUACAACUCCGACAACAACCUCGGCCUGAGAAACGCCUGGAACAUCAUCCAAGCAGAGUGGAAGUGCUGCGGCGUGAUAGCGUACACGGACUGGCACGACGCCCUGCAAGAGAAAGUGGUUCCUGACCGCUGCUGCCAGGAACAUUACCAGAACUGUGGACGCAACUCCACCAACAUGUUCUGGAACCGGGGCUGCUUCGAGAAGGUGGAGGAGUGGCUGGACGACAACAAGCACCUGCUGGGAACGAUCGGCAUGGUCAUCUUGGUCGUGCAGCUCCUGGGCAUGGCCUUCUCCAUGACGCUUUUCCACCACAUCCACAGGACGGGGAAGAAGUACGACGCCUAACCGGAGCCCCCUCUUUCCUCGGUCCUCACUUUUUCAAGCAUCCUAACCCCAGCCUCACUCCCGAAACUUCUGUACAGAUUCCCACGUCCACUAUCUGUCCACCUUUCAUUUUGCCAAAGAGUAACACAACUGGAAAAAGACAUUUCUGUGUUCUAUUUUUAUUUUCUGGCUUGGACUAACAAUCCCCCCCUGCUGGAGCCACAGACUCUCGAGACAAUGAUUAACUAAUGCACAUGUGGAGACGCCUGUGGGACUGGAAUUAUUAUUUUUUUCUGCAUAAAUUUAAGACCCAUUUUCUCUUGUAAAUGGAAAAAAAAGCAAAACGGCAUGCUAGUUUUCUAUUUCACUGCCUCACUAUUUUUGUUUCGAAAGUAUUUUCCGACGGAAUGUAUGGCCGAUGGGUAGUUUGGAAGAAAGCAAAGGUGAGAGUUGAUUCAUAUCUAUGUUUUUCUUAUUGUGUUGAGGCGAUAUAGAGGACGGUCCGCGCAUCAUCCAUAUUCAAUGUUCACUUUGUGUAGUCUGGAUGUCUGGAACCGUAGAACAGCUUAUUUUGUGGACGGACCCUAAGGAUUUCUAAAGGCUUUUUGUCCUGGCAUGUACUUGGGUUUUUGUGCUCCAAGUACCUCAAAAGUCCCAUGACCAGAGCAGCUGACCCACGUCCAGAACAAACAAGAGGACUGGAGCAGACCCACAGCUGAGAAACGGAGCCAAGCGCCCACAGAAGCACAGAUGUCUCUCUCUGAUUUGACGGGUGCCCAAACAUAGAACAAACAAGGAUGAGGUUUUUAUUCUUAUUUUUUUUAUUAUUAUUAUUAUUAUUAUUGGAUCCAAGACGUUUUUUUUUUUUUUCAUGCUGAUAAAAACUGUUCCAGGUCGAUCAAGACCCUGGAAGAAGGUACUAAAUUGAGAACUUGUUUGGGGAGCCAGACAAAAUUAUUUUCUCAUAUUGAAAAAAUGAAUAUUGAAUAAAGUGGAGAAAACGUCAUAUUAGAAAAUCUGCAGAAAAUAAUGUAAGUCAAUUUAGGGCAGAGUUCAGCGAAUGUUAUUAGAAUAUAUACAAAAUUAAGGCUUUUUUUUUUUUUUUUUAAAUCUAAAAUGAUAAUAUUUCAGACAGUAACUACUUAUAAAUGUAGUCGUUUCUGACUGAAAUAUUUUUUUAAUAUAAAUUAGUUCAACCUGUUCUAUGGUGCCACACUAUUACUGAACAUUUCCAGUUUCACCGUUGUUUGAGUGAAUGAUGCGCGGACCGGAAAGCCUCGGUCAUAUUUUGUUUUUCGCAUCGCUUGUUUGUGCGACGACCUUCUCAGCACCUCACCUUCGCUCGCAGCCGUGUUGAAAAUGGGCUUAGAUUUAGCCAGCACUAAUGAGAGAAAGGAUCCGAACGGUCUGACUUUUGUGUGUGUAGCAUUGUGGGUGUGUGUUAUCGCAAUGUCCAGGCGGCACAUGUGAAAGAACAUCACACAAAAAAGGCGCGGAGCAUUAAGGACUCGCUGCUUGAAAUGCAGCCGUCAAUUGUGUGGAGAGGCGGCGCUCGAGAAGCUUCUAUAGUCUUGACAUCGCUCAUAUUCGUCCUGGCCUCUUUAUUCUCUCCGCCUGGCCUCCGAUCCCUUCUGCCUCCCUCUUCCAUUACUUUCUUCCCACCCGUCAGAAACCAAGAGCUUCACAUGAACUCCCCGAAACUCUCUGCUGACUGGCGUCCACGGUCCACCUAUUUUUGGACGCCUUGUUCUUUAAACACGGCAAAGGGAUGGUGGAGGGGUGGAGGCAGAUCAUCGAUGAGACACUUAAAAAUGGCAACAUGCCCUCCAUGACACGACGGUUCGAGUCAUCAACACUAAUCCACGCCGUUCAAAGCUGGUCAGAUCUUCUCCUGCCGACACACUUCAGUUCACCCUGACAUAGAGGGGCAUUAAGACUCAUGCUGGAUUUUCCCAUUAUCCCUACGACGUCAAGUGAGCACUUUUCACCGGCGCCGAUGGGUUUGUAGACGUCUCACGGUUCCCCACCACGCUGCCAAAACAACCUCAAGACUUCCCUUCAAAAAGUCAAGUUGUGACAAAACUCCUUUGGCUCCGUAUCUAUCCGAAACAAGAUUGAAGUGAGCAGUGUUUUGGCACCAGAUGUGAAUGAGUCGCACUUGAGGGAGCGAAGCGUUCCAAAUGACUAGCUCCCGCUUGCUAAUCCCGCACCUCGUACUAUUUUUAACUGAAGGAAUCUUUAAAUUAGAGACACCUUCAUGCCUUUUUGAGCUGCCGCUGAGCGCUUGGCGGCAUCGCGCUUCAUCCUGAAUGACUCGGCUUUUAAUUGGGAAUGACAUGAAAGCAGACUUGAACAAGUAUCAAUGCUCAAAGUUGUUUAUCCUGAAGAGGACACGGUUGCUCGAAGAGCGAUGUCAACGGCUGUCGCGACACUGAGAGAGUCGCCAGCGGCUGUAGUCGAAUUGAUACUCAUGCUUUUCAUGAAUGUGAAUGACAUCGCACGACAACUAAAAUCGUGUUGCCACUAUACGCUACAUCACGCUCAACGGAGCGCAGCAUCUCAUCGAGACAGAAACGUGCGAAACGUGUGCAACACUUGGUUGGAAAUUUUAAAUGGCCAUGAAGGAGCAAAUCAUAAUGAAAAUAACUAGAGCACAAGCGGGACGCACCCCUAAAUCUCACAAAAGGAGAAAUUAUCACGAUGAUUUUUCAGUUUCAUGCCGGUCCUUUAGCUGCACCCCAAUACUUUGAAAAAACACGUUUAAAUCAAGAAAAUACUGUAAAAGUAAAGGUGAGAUUAGAUGAGAUUAUUUCAACAACCAAUUCACGUUUACUGCUGAACACUUGUCCUUUUUUUCUAGCAAGAAAAGACGAUUUCUCGUCUGAAGUAUUCCUGCCACGUUUGAUAAACAGCUGUUAUUUUGGAGUUUCUGGAGGAGGAACUGUUUUACGAUUCUCCUUGUUUGUGUGCACUGGGCCUUGGCGGCAAAAUGAAUAGACGCUGAAAGAAAAAGAAAAAAGAAAAAGUGUCUCGCUCCAGUCGUGUGAUAUCUUUAGGGAACACAAACAAGACGCCUCAACUAGCAGCGAGUUAAAAGCCAAGCUGUGGACUGAGUUGUUUCGAACUGGGUUUGUUGCUCUGGGUUGCGUUCGCACUCAUCGCUGCCGCACAGACUCAAUCACAGUUUAUGACUGCAACACCUGAAGACAUCUUUUGGUUAUUAGCGCGGAGAUAAAGCAGCAACAGAUGACCCUGCCGACCGUGAUGCACCGCCUCCCGGCUCUGGGUCCCAUUUUGAUCCCGCGGGGUGAAGAUGACAGCUGCUGAUGAAGAGCGCGGGAGGCGGCCGCUCCCGUCGCUGCAGUCUCUUCUCUUACUCACUGGCCCAGAUGCGACACGGGACGUGGAGCCGUGCUCUGCAGGGGACACUGGCUGUGCUUGAAACAGAGGCUUCACGUUCAUGUAUGUUGGAGACGUGCCUCUCCAAGCGUGACGUCACACGCCUCCAACCCUUCAGGCUGACGCUGACACCGUCUCCUCCGCCUGAUCCGCCACAUCCAUCCCAGACGCCGCUCCUCCUGGAGGCAGAUUAUUUCACUGAAGACGCUUUUUUUUUUUUUUUUUUUUUUUAAUGAUUUUGUACAUUGUUCAUUUUUCUUUUCAAAAGGAACUGCAGCCUGCUUGUCUUGCCUCAUUUUCCUGACAGGAACUUCUUGUGGGAACAUGACACCAUUACGCGUGACUUCAGAGGGGAUUAGACGAUGCGAUGGCUCUUUUUUAAAUGGAAAAAAAAAAGAGUCUGCUACAGGCUGUUGAAGCAAUUAAGUUAAAACUGAUAGAGCUGAGGAAAAAAUUGGCACGGCACCAAACAACAUGCUUGUCGUCUCGCUUCUCCCUGCUAAUAACUAGUUUUAAUUAAAUUGCGACACGCCGCUAUAUUUUGUCCAACGGUUUUGUACUUGGAGAUCUGUCAUCCGCCAUGACAACAACAACAACAACAACAACAGCACUCUGGAUGUAAAUACGCCCAUCUCGCCACACGCGCUGCAUUUACUUGUAUAUUCUCACUUAUUUAUGUACCCAUCUUGGUCUUCGAUGUUCUUUUUACGCCGUGUCAAGUGAAUGUACAUUUGUGUUUUUGUUUGUUAGUUUGAACGCAACUGCAUUUUGUAUUGAGACACACAGGUCACGGUGGAGACUAAGGCUAUGUCCACCACCACUUCUCCCUUUGUUUUCAUGCCUCUCUGUUUAAGUUGGGAAGUAGCAAGAAGCUCCUCGGCUCAAGAAGAAGUAGUAUCUCCAUUGUUCAGUGUGUCAGUUUGAAAGGUGAGCGGGAAGUACACGUGGGGAUGAGCAGAGUGUGGUCAGAAAAUCACACAGUAACGUCUCAAUCUUCAUGGAGUAACAGUCCCGGUGAUCCAAAGUGAAACGCGGCUCCCGGGCAGGCUCUGAUGUGGACAUAGCCUUAGCACCCUGUUUAUUUAUUUCACUGGGUUUUGGAUGCAUUAUGUCUGUAACUGCCUCUUCAUCCGUCUCUGGUGCUACAGCUGAAAGCGUGAGCGGUGUAAAUGUGUGUCCCACCCCUGCCGACCCUCCGCCUCUUAGCCACACGGAAGAAAAGAACAUCAAAAACUCGCCUUUCUCCACACACCUGGACUGUUCUGUUCAGAUGAAGCCAGGCGCCUCACGGAAUCCCGCCGCAGCGAACGCUCAUUGGAGUCUGUGUUCGACGACUCUUUACACGCCACGUUUCAUCACGGAGAGCGGCUCUUUAACGCCGUUUGAAGGCGCUUUAUUUGAGCGUCAUUGGAGGACGGCGUUUGAUAUCAACAGCAGAUCCCUCUGAUUUUAAUGAAAGCCGAAGUGGCGCCUUGAAAACAGCAUUUACUCUCUUGAGGGACGGCUGCUGUCUUGAAGCCCCGAUAAGCUCAUGGUAAUCAGCUGCUCGGCGAGGAGAAGAAGAACAAAAAGCAAUGAUGAAAGAGGAAACCAUCCACCAAUUUGUCUCCGAUUUAAAAGCAUGAAGCAGCAAAGUAUUUUUGUACAGAGCUUUAUCCCCCCUUUUCUUUUCACCUAACUGUUAACAAGCCCAUGUGUGAUAGUGAGUGGAGUUUUUUGUGCCAUUCCAUCCUUUUGCAUCACUGUUUCUUCUAUGCAAAAAUAUAUGAAUUUUAGCCUUUGUACAGAUGAUUUUGUAACAUGUACUUAAAUAAAGUGAGAAGACUCUACAGU